UACGGGAAAACUGCAUUCCACAAGUGACGGCUCCGCAGCUAGAAGAUGUUUUGAUGUCAACUCUAAAUUAGCUGCAGGUAAAUGUUGUCACCAUAUCAAUAGCCAGCGUUGUGCCAACGAAUGUAGUGAAUGAUGUUAGACUUGGCACAUAAUGUAUAAGUGAAUUAACAUCAAUACAUAUAAAAAACGCCCUGACAUAUUGUAACGAAAUUUGUUUCCAUCAUAGAUUGGUCAUUUCCUAGAAAAAAAACAUUAUUUCUAAAACAACAUUUAAAGCAGUAAAAUGAACAAAAAUAUAAAAUGAGUGCACCAUGAUUAUCGAUUAUUAUGUGAAGGCGUCAAUAGCGCUUAGUUUACUUGGUCGAAAACAUGCUUGUUGUGUAUCUCUUUUAGCGAUGAUCAACGCAGGUGUAGGAGAGUCUCAGAUAAGUGCGAUAUUUGCUGAACUCAAUCUGCCUGGAACCAGUAAGACCGCACUGAAGGCCCGCGAGCGAGAGAUUGGACCAUCUAUUGAAAGUGUGGCUGAAAUCUCGUGCACCACAGCUAUUCAACAGGAGAUGAAGUUGCUUCAAGCAGUUAACAACAUGGAUCCAGCUGUUGAAACAGAUGUCUCUGCAAAAUGGGGCCUGGCAAAAAAGAGGCUCCAAUAGUUUGUCCGGACACGUAACUGUUAUUGGAAAACUCACAAAAAAGUGUGUCUCGUACUCAGUUGCUAAAAAAACUUACAGGACAUGUAAGGUAGCGAAGAGGAAGAAAAUAAAAGCAAAACUUCAUUCAUGUAGAAAAAACUGGAAUGGCUCGUCAAAAGCGAUGGAGCCCUUUCUCACAUCUACCUGUUUACAGGAAAUGAAACAAAAGGGGUUGAAUAUCGAACGCUUGACAAUGGACGGAGAUUCAACCACUUUUACUCGCGUCAAGCGGUCUUUAUUUCCAGACCUUAAAAAAUCAAAUGAUAAAAAUCAUAUUGUCAAAAAUUUCGGAAAUGAAUUGUAUAAGCUAAAAUUAAAACACAAAUCAUUAUCAAACAAUAAUAUUGCCCAUAUUCAGAAAUGCUUCUCUUAUGGAAUAAGUCAAAAUAAGGGCAGCACGCAUGGAAUAAAGACCAGUUUAGACGCCCUGCCCUCCCACAUGUUCAAUGAACAUUCCUCAUCCAGCCCAACCUGGUGUAAGUCUCUAAGGGACGAGAAUUACCGACAGGCGCACAUACUGCAGGGUACCGAAUUGAGAAAAGAUUUCCAGAACGUGAUGCAUGGGUACACAAAUGAAAGUAUGUUGGAAAUUCUAGCCCAUGUGCAAAGUACUAACGCCAACGAGAACAUGAAUCACAUGGUUGCAAGGAAGGCGCCAAAGACUGUCACGUAUUCAGAGUCAGAGAGCCUCGACUUCCCGGUGUCCGCUAUGGUAGCGCAGAAGAACGAAGGUCGCCAAUACAUUUUGCAGGUCAACGAAACGCACAGACUUUCUCCUGGACAUUACACACAUAGAAAAUGUAGUGUGCUUGACGAAAGGCGAUCUAACCUAGCAGUGAAACAGAAAUCGGUGUCCAUGAAAAGGCGGCGAUCUGAACUAAAGGCUGAACGCAUGUCUAAGAACUUCAUAGAUGAAGUGUAUGAGGGGAAAACAUACAAAACAGCGGUUGGCAUCUCUGACAUCGAAAUUGAGCAUAUUGAAGACAUCCCACCCUGCCCUGCUGAAUGCAGUGAAACGCCCCAUGCAUACGGACAAGAUGAUGUCAUCGUCUUCGACCUUGAGACUACAGGAUUAGGGACAAAUAGCAGCAUUGUACAGAUAGCAGCUUUGCACGUGUCCUCGGGACAACACCUGAAUUUAUUCGUAAAACCCAAAUGUGGAUACAUUCCCACUACUGCCUCCAAUAUAACAGGUCUCGAGUUCCAUGGUGGGGUAUUAUACCAGCACUGUAAAGAAGUGACGAGCGUGGCAGCCAGCAAAGCACUUCUUGCCUUCAAACGCUGGCUUGAGGCAUUUGGAAGUCAUAUUUUGCUUGUGGCACACAAUGUCAUGUUUGACGCAAGACUGUUAGUAGCAAAAUAUCAAGAAGAAGGAAUAACUGUUUCAGAAACUAUAGGCUUCGCAGACAGUCUGCGUUUAUUUAGAACAGUUUACCCCGGGAGACAGAAUUACCGCCUGGCAAGUUUAGUUCAUGAUAUUGCAGGUGUAGACUUUGGAGCGCAUGAUGCCUCUAAAGACGUGUACGCGCUUUCUUCAAUUCUCCAGUUGCAAACAAACCUAGACAAACUGUCGAAUUGUGCUACUACUGUGUCAUCCGUGAAAUUCAAACUUCAGGAAUUAAACAACGAAAAACUAUACAAGGGAUCAUAUACAACUUUUGUUGUAUCAAAAGCACAGGCCAUGCGCCUUUCUAGGAGUGGAGUUUCAAUAGAUCACUUGAAAAAAGUAUAUUCAAGAUCGGGCCUAGAUGGUAUGCAGGCUGUAUUGAAAGAUCGGGGUACAGGGAAAUUUUACACAUAGUUGGCAUCAGCGCUUGAUGCAGUUUUUAGCGAGAAUAAAAUUAAUUUAAAUUAGAAUCGAUCAUGGCUUCUGAGUUUAUCCCAGUUUUAAUAGGUUCAUACUUACCGUAAAUUCUUGUUUCAAUUCUGUAGAUAUAUUUCAGGUAGCAAGAAUUUGAUUUUCCUACUAUUUUCUGAUAUUCUACUUAGUUCUGAUACUGGAAAAUAUUAUAUUAAAAAUAAAAAAGAUACAGAUACCAUCGUUUAUGGAUGAUACAACGUUUCACUCCACAACUAUUCUCAUG
Mya arenaria is the source of this 2773-nucleotide messenger RNA. RefSeq lists its product as uncharacterized. Gene Ontology annotation, molecular function: 3'-5'-DNA exonuclease activity; nucleic acid binding. Gene Ontology annotation, biological process: DNA catabolic process. The record is from RefSeq and is a predicted model, not a curated record. The transcript has 7 exons. NCBI's taxonomy places the organism in Eukaryota, Metazoa, Mollusca, Bivalvia, Myida, Myidae. Gene Ontology annotation, cellular component: cytoplasm. Bases 607 to 2490 code for a protein of 627 amino acids.